Messenger RNA from Corylus avellana, 1833 nucleotides. RefSeq names its product plant-specific TFIIB-related protein (gene PBRP). Gene Ontology annotation, biological process: DNA-templated transcription initiation; transcription preinitiation complex assembly. Gene Ontology annotation, molecular function: TBP-class protein binding. The record is from RefSeq and is a predicted model, not a curated record. Gene Ontology annotation, cellular component: nucleus; transcription preinitiation complex. NCBI's taxonomy places the organism in Eukaryota, Viridiplantae, Streptophyta, Magnoliopsida, Fagales, Betulaceae.
UUUACCAACCAAGCCAGGCCGUCUAAGAAGAAGCCCAUCCCACUAAUCGCUCCCGCUCCAACCCUCACUCGCAAGCCGCGAAAUGAAGUGCCCGUACUGCUCCUUGGCGCAGGGGCGGUGCGCCACCACCAGCUCGGGCCGGUCCGUAACGGAGUGCGCGUCGUGCGGGCACGUUAUCGAGGAGCGGCAGUCCCAGCCCCACCACCUCUUCCACCUCCGUGCUCAAGACAACCCUCUCUGCCUCGUCACCCCCGACCUGCCCUCCCUCGAGGCCCACCACGACGAAGAGGACCCAUUCGAGCCCACAGGCUUCAUCACCGCCUUCUCCACCUGGUCCCUCGAGCCCAGCCCUCUCUUCCUCAGCUCCUGCCUUUCCUUCUCCGGCCACCUCGCCGAGCUUGAGCGCACUCUCGAAUCUUAUUCUUCCUCAUCGUCGUCUUCUUCUUCCUCUUCCACUGUUGUGGUCGACAAUCUGAGGGCGUACAUGCAAAUCAUCGACGUGUCCUCCAUUCUGGGCCUGGACCACGACAUUUCCGACCACGCGUUCCAGUUGUUUAGGGAUUGUUGCUCCGCCACUUGUUUGAGGAAUCGGAGCGUGGAGGCGCUCGCCACUGCCGCUCUUGUCCAAGCCAUUAGGGAGGCCCAAGAGCCCAGGACCCUCCAGGAAAUCUCAAUUGCAGCUAAUGUACCCCAGAAGGAGAUUGGGAAGUACAUCAAGAUACUUGGAGAAGCUCUACAACUAAGUCAGCCCAUUAAUAGCAAUUCCAUAUCAGUCCAUAUGCCAAGGUUUUGCACACUUCUCCAACUCAACAAAUCUGCCCAGGAGCUUGCAACUCAUAUUGGAGAAGUUGUUAUCAAUAAAUGCUUCUGCACUCGGAGGAAUCCUAUUAGCAUCUCUGCAGCUGCUAUUUAUUUGGCCUGCCAAUUAGAAGACAAACGCAAAACCCAGGCAGAGAUUUGUAAGGUGACCGGCCUCACUGAGGUCACUCUUCGUAAAGUCUACAAGGAGCUGUUAGAGAAUUGGGAUGAUUUGCUCCCAUCUAAUUACACCCCAGCUGUUCCUCCAGAGAGAGCAUUUCCCACAACUGUGAUUGCUUCAGGCCGUGCUUCAGCACCUAAAGUUGAUUUAGUUGAAGUGACUUCUUCAUCAGACAGAGACAAGCAAUCAGAAAUCAAAGGUAACAAAACAAUUGAGUGUCCAGAUACGGGCCAUCUGGCCCGAGCUAAAGAGGAAGCUGAAAGUAGGGGUAACUCUCUCGGUGCCUCUAACCCUGUGUUGAGCCGACCACCCACAUUCUGGCAACCCCAGGCCCCAUUUGUGACUUCUGGCUCCAGGACAGUGGGGGAAAAGAUUCCGAAUAUCUCUCGAGGAACAGACAUCAAUGAACUGCACUCUAACCAUCAAGAGUUGGAGCGGAAGGUAGAUCAGGAUACAAAUCAUGCGACUACUAAUUCCCUAAAGCCAAACCAGCUUGUGAGUCUCCCAACUUCAAGCGGAAGUUCAGUUUCCAGGCAGUUUUGGCCCCCACCUAUCCCUGUGCCUCCUCCAAACGUUCGAUUUGUUCAGCCACCAAGUGUAGUUUCUGGUUAUGCUGAACAUCAAGGAGCUGGGAGUCUAAAUGGAACUAGAAAUGCCAAUCAGUUUGGGGAUACCUAGCCACAUGUCUUGUUCCUACAGUAUAGUAGGAGUGGCAAUUCGUGUUCGUGUAUCAGGUUCAAGUCGCAUCAAGGCAUGGGUAUAUAAGAUUAUAUAGGUCAACUCUAACUCAACCCAUUUAAUCAAAUGGAUCAAACUCUUUAACUCUAACUCACUAAUUUUGUGUUGAGUUUUCA